Messenger RNA from Phragmites australis (common reed), 1088 nucleotides. Its product is annotated as NDR1/HIN1-like protein 13. Lineage: Eukaryota; Viridiplantae; Streptophyta; Magnoliopsida; Poales; Poaceae. The transcript has a single exon. Gene Ontology annotation, cellular component: plasma membrane. The coding region runs from base 64 to 897 and encodes 277 amino acids. The record is from RefSeq and is a predicted model, not a curated record.
CGUCGUUGCCCGCCUCGGCUCAGUCAGCUCACAACAACAACCCAGCUUCACCUCUCCGUCUCCAUGGCCGACCGCGUCCACCCCGUGCCACCGCCUACACGACCCGAUCAACAAGCCGACGCCGCCGCGGCGCCAAUGGAGACCACGCCGCUGUACCCGGCCUUCCACCGCCCUCCCGCGCCGCCGCCGGGCACCUACAUCAUCCAGGUGCCCAAGGACCAGGUGCUCCGCGUCCCGCCCCCCGACCGCGCCCGCCGCUACAAGAAGCUCGCCGCGCGUCCCGCGCGACGCCGCCUCCUCCGCCGCGCCUGCUGCUUCUCCUGCGCCGCCGUCAUCCUCCUCGUUCUCCUCGCCGCCGCUUUCGCGGGCGCCGUCUACCUCAUCUUCCGCCCCCGCGCGCCAUCCUUCUCCGUCGCGUCCCUCUCCAUCCGCGGCCUCGACAACCUGACCCUCUCCUCCUCGCCCACACUCUCCCCGGAGCUCGACGCCGCCGUGCGCGCGGACAACAGCGCGAACAAGAAGGUCGGCAUCGACUACCGCGGCGGCGGGGAGGUCGCGGUCUCCUACUCGGGCAUCCAGCUCGCGUCCGGGGAGUGGCCGGCGUUUUACCAGGCGCCAAGAAACGUCACGGUGUUCUCGACGUCGUUGAGUGGAAAAGGCGUGAGCUUCACGGACGAGCAGAGGAAGCAGCUGGCCAUGGAGCAGGCGGCGGGCGCCGUGCCGCUGACGGUGGAGGCGAGGGUGCCGGUGAGGUUGAGGCUCGGCAAGGUGUUGCGGACGUGGACGGUGGACGUGAAGGCCAGCUGCGACGUGGCCGUGGACAAGCUGGCGGGGAACGCGGCAGCGGGGAACAGGGGCUGCAGGGUCAGGGUCAAGCCGCUCUGGUGGUGGUGGUGAUCGCCGGCGCCGCUCGCCCGUGCAUGGUUUACGCUGCCUUUAACGGCUUAGUUACAUUGAACACAGAGAUUAAUUACUUAGCCACCUGUGAAGUAAAUGAAUUUUACUGCAGAAUUUUUGGGAUGUAUUUACAGUUGAUGUGAAGGCUGUCAGUUAUUCAGUAUAUAGAAGAGAUGAUUUUCUCGGUGCCA